Molecule: messenger RNA, 1644 nt
Organism: Penicillium lagena
Lineage: Eukaryota; Fungi; Ascomycota; Eurotiomycetes; Eurotiales; Aspergillaceae
Product: sugar porter family MFS transporter
Exons: 3
Coding region: 1-1644 (547 amino acids)
Biological process (GO): transmembrane transport; carbohydrate transport
Cellular component (GO): membrane
Molecular function (GO): carbohydrate:proton symporter activity
Source: RefSeq, a predicted model, not a curated record
AUGGCCGCAGCAUCUGUUAACAAGACUGGCGGAGACCACUUGAUGCAUAUCGAGGUAGGGCAGGGUUCCGACAGCAGGAACCCAGGCCACGAAAUCGGCAUCAUGCUGGACGACCGUGUUGUGACCCUAGACAGCGACGAACUGCGUGACCAGGUGGCAGCCCAAGUCAAAAAAGAACAUCUCAGCUUCACCUCUGCGGCAUCCCUUCAACUUUUCUUUUUUGAUUCUUGGGGCACUGGUUUCGACAGCUCUUUGAUGGGAGCAAUGAACUCUAAUGACCGCUGGCAUAGCGACCUCGGUAUUCCCAAAACUGGAGGGUAUCUGGGGAUUGUCACCGCCAUCUACACAAUUGGCAACCUCGUUGGUUCUUUCGUAGCUGGUCCCGUAUCGGACAGAUACGGGCGACGAAUCGGGAUGUUUGUAGGCUCAGUUGUCGUCUUGGUCGGGGCUAUCGUCAUGUCCACUGCGCAGACGUCCGGCGCGUACAUGGCUGGUCGCUUUUUAUCCGGCUUCGGAGUCGCAUUGGUCAGGUCGGCUGCGCCAGCCUUCGUGACGGAGAUCGCGCCUCCUCAGUGGCGAGGACCCGCUACGCUCCUCUACAACUCUCUCUGGCUUAUUGGAGCAAUCUUGGCCAGCGGUGUGGCCUACAGUACCGGUCCACUAAACUCCAGUAUGUCCUGGAAGAUACCUCUGAUUCUGCAGGUAAUUCCGUCAGCUAUUGUCGUCAUUUUCAGCCUCUUUCUCCCGGAGUCACCUCGAUGGUUGGUUGCCAAUGACCGUUAUGAGGAGGCCAGGGAGCUACUAGUGAAGUAUCACGCGGGCGGCAAUGAGAAUUCACCGCUUGUCGCGCUCGAAAUGGCGGAGAUGCGAGCGAGCAUUCGGCAGCAGGCUUCUGAUAAGCGGUGGUAUGACUACUCCGAAUUGGUCAACAGCAAGUCCAGCCGCUAUCGAACGUUCCUGGUUUUCUCCAUGGGUUGCAUUGGGCAAUGGGGAGGAUCAAAUCUCACGGGUUACUACCAGGCCAAUAUCCUUCGAAGUAUUGGCGUGGAGGCGCAGGCUUCUCUUCUCGCCUACAAUCUUGGCUACUACGUUGCGGCACUCGGAGGCGCGACUAUCGGUUCACUCACCUGCGAUAUGGUCGGUCGACGUAAGCUGUUGAUGUUUGGCUGCCUGGCCAUGUGCUGCUGCCUAGUGGCCUUGACGGGCCUGACAUCCCAGUACCAUUCCACCCAGUCAAGCUCGGUAUCGAACUUGACGAUUGCAUUCAUCUUCUUCGUCGGCAUCUUCCAUAGUGGUGGUAUCAAUCCUUUGGUCGUGGCUUAUCCUGCCGAAUGUCUCCACACAAACACUCGCGCCAAGGGCAUGGGCUUGAACAAUUUCACUCUCAAUGUCGCCGAAUUCGUCAACACCUACGGUGCACCCAUUGCACUGGCCCGCAUGGGGUGGCGAAUUUACAUCAUCUACGCCGUGUGGAAUGUGGUGCAAACUGCUUGGAUCUACUUUUUCUUCGUCGAAACAAAAGGCCGUACUUUGGAGGAGCUGGACGCUAUAUUUGAGUCGAAAAAUCCUGUCAAAGAGUCAUUAAAGAAGGUGAAACUUGUUGAACCUGUUACUUCUGCGCAGGUCAAGGGCGUGGAGGUCUGA